AUGCAACUAAUUCGUCAUCUCAAGUUUAGAAGUAGAGAUGCGCAACCCAAAGAUAAACAAGACCAAAAGCUUUUCUCAGCAAGAAAGCAAUCUAUAGAAAGUUUGAGGAAAAUUCGCUAUCUAAUUAGUCAGUCACUUCGGAUGAAAAAAAAUAAGCAAGUACCAAAACCAUUAGAACGUCUACAGGAAUCAUUAAUCGAAAAUGAUGCAACAGUGAAUGAGCAAGAAAAGAAAGCUGAAAAAUUAAUCGCCAAAUCAAAUGUAAAUCAAAUAGAUCAUAGCCUUGCACUUGAUUGCACACAAUCUGAUCCAGCAUUAUCUGAGCUGGUAACAGCAGAACAACCAAUACAUCCAAAAUUAGCAUUGCCAAAAAGUUCGGGAAUCAUUGUUGAAGAUUAUACACAAAAUACUAAUUUACCAAAUCUGACAAAGUAUGACCCAGAAAUAUUGAAAUUGAAAAUGAAGCGACGAAUUAGACUUUACGCUAAGAUAUCAUUUUGCUUGAUAUUCGCUGUCUUUUCGAUGACAUUUAUCAUUUUUAUCAUCGCUAUGCUUGGAUGGUUGGUUUUAUUAAUUGCAUACGAUUUAAUAGGUUUUGAACGAAGAAUUCGUCAUCUAAAGAAUGAACGAAAUGAUUUAUUAGAAAUGUCCAGGUAUAGCUCCAGAUAUGGUGUAAUGAAAAUCUCAAGCUUAUCAUGGAAUGCAUGGACUAACUGUUUUCAAAACUUUAACCAGUCUGUACGGUGGAGAUCACGCAGCGUUUCGCCUGGAUUAUAUUUUGUAGACCAACAAGUUUUCAUGAGUCAAAGAUGUGAAACAAAUUUAGUAUAA
Thelazia callipaeda (thelaziosis nematode) is the source of this 831-nucleotide messenger RNA. Lineage: Eukaryota; Metazoa; Nematoda; Chromadorea; Rhabditida; Thelaziidae. The record is from the annotation of a GenBank genome assembly.